CUAUUAUAUGGUGGUACUCUAUAUAUACACACCUCUUCUUGUUUCUAGCAAACCAAAAACAGAACUGUUUCAAAAAUUCUUUACCUAUCAAAUAAGUAACCAUCUACUUCUUCUUCUUCUCUUGAAUGGAUUGGACUAGAGGCCACACCAUAGGCCACGGCUCUUCUGCCGCGGUAUCCGUUGCCAAGUCACGUUUCUCCGAUGACGUUUUUGCUGUUAAAUCAGUAGAGCUAUCCCAGUCGCACUUCUUACAAAAAGAACAGAAAAUUCUGUCCAAAUUGAGCUCACCUUACAUAGUUACCUACAAGGGGUACGAUGUUACAAAAGAGAGCAACAAACUCAUGUUUAAUCUUAUGAUGGAGUACAUGCCUGACGGUACACUUUUUGAUGAAAUCCGGAAACAGGGUGGUCGGAUCAACGAGCCACUGAUCGGGUAUUACAUGAAGCAAAUUCUGCAAGGACUAGAGUACAUACAUACAAGGGGGAUAGUACACUGUGACAUAAAAGGACAGAACAUUUUGUUAGGUAAAACCGGGGCCAAAAUUGCCGACUUUGGUUGUGCCAGGUACGUUGAUCUGGCGGAGAGGGACGGAGGCGCAGAGCCAAUUGGUGGAACGCCGAUGUACAUGGCACCAGAGGUGGCACGUGGGGAAGAACAAGGGUGUCCUGCUGAUAUUUGGGCAUUGGGAUGUACUAUUAUUGAAAUGGCCACUGGUGGAUCACCAUGGACUAAUGUGACCAACCCAGCUUCAUUACUUUACCAAAUUGCAUUUUGUGGGCAAUCCCCUGAAAUUCCAGAGUUGCUGUCUUUACAAGCAAAGGAUUUCUUAAGCAAAUGUUUGAGAAGAGAUGCAAAAGAAAGAUGGACGGCUAAACAACUCCUCAAACAUCCGUUUCUUGAAGAAUCCAAUUCGAAUUCCACGAAAAAUCAAGAUUUUGUAACAAGCUCUCCAACAAGCAUUCUUGAUCAAGACAUUUGGAAUUCAGUGGAGGAAUCAGAAACCAUAAAUUCUACAAUACAAACAGUUAGCUCAAUGGAUUGUCCUUUUCAAAGGGUAAGAAAAUUGGGUGUGAAUUCAGGAAAACCAAACUGGUGUUGGGAUGAUGAUAUUUGGACCACAGUUAGAAAAACCAGUGAGCAAAAUGGAGGAGUUGAUGACAAGGUAGCUUGUGAGACAAAGACAGCUAUUUGUGAAAGUCACGAAAUGGUGCUGGAAAGCUGUUUUGGUAGUGCGGAGUUGGAAAUAAAUUGCUUAGAUAAUAUUUUUUGCUGUAAUAUAGGAGUAGUACAAAAGAGCUCUGUAAUUAGUAGUCUCACUUUUCCUAGGCAUUUGACAUAUUCAGUAAAUAAAAUUCAGUGUUCAUAAAUCAGUCCCUCUUUUUACCAUAUGUUUGGGGUUAA
Lycium ferocissimum is the source of this 1402-nucleotide messenger RNA. Its product is annotated as mitogen-activated protein kinase kinase kinase 18-like. The record is from RefSeq and is a predicted model, not a curated record. The transcript has a single exon. Gene Ontology annotation, molecular function: ATP binding; protein kinase activity. Lineage: Eukaryota; Viridiplantae; Streptophyta; Magnoliopsida; Solanales; Solanaceae. The coding region runs from base 126 to 1367 and encodes 413 amino acids. Gene Ontology annotation, biological process: protein phosphorylation.